AUGGCCACAGCGGCUUUCCAGGACUCAGCACCAGCUCAGUUCCACUUCCCUCUGGGCACAGCCACUCUACUGUGGGCCAGCACCAUCACCAUGCACGUCUCCAGGCCCAAAUCUGCCAAGGGACAGAGGCCAAGCUUGAGCCACAGUCAGGGCACAGAAGCCUGUCCGUGCCACGUGCCAUGUUCCCCGCCGGCAGCCUCUCCUCGGGAAUUAGUGAAGAGCCGGAGAGCACCGCUCACAAAAGCAGCAUUCCCACCUGCCCAGGUGUCUCCUGGGAAAAUCCCAAAGCUCCUGCAGCAAGUGCCUUUGAAGACCUGCUCCUCCUCCCUGAACAGGUACCGGGUGCUCCCCUCCAUCGGCCGGAAGGGCGCAGGGAGCAGUGCCGUGGAAGCGCUGGCUGAACGGACCAACCGGCUGGAAGUGAGCGAGGGGCAGGAGGAUGCUCCAAAAGCCAUCAAGCCUUUUUCUGGAGGACAGGGAUCUGCCAGCAAACUGUCAGGAAGUGGCAUUCCCACCGAAGACAGCUCACAAGUGUACUGUGCCCCUGAGCAGCGGGGAAGGCAGGUGAGGCAGGAGAGCCCCUGGGUGUUCCCUGCAAGCUCGGAAGAGCCGCACGUGCUGCUCGCUGUCCGAUCUCCCUCUGGGCAGAGGUUUGAGCACCACUUCAAGGCCUCUGACAGCCUCCAGACCGUCCUUGCUGUGGCAGGACAGAAACUGUUGGCCAACUACCAACACUGCAGCAUUGAAACCAUGGAGGUGCCCCGGAGGAGCUUCUCUGACCUUACAAAGUCCCUUCAGGAGUGCGGGAUCCUCCCCAAGUCCGUGCUGUGCAUCCGACAGGACGAGCAGCAGGAUGCAGCAGAUCUCUAG
Pyrgilauda ruficollis (rufous-necked snowfinch) is the source of this 870-nucleotide messenger RNA. RefSeq names its product UBX domain protein 10 (gene UBXN10). Gene Ontology annotation, cellular component: endoplasmic reticulum. The record is from RefSeq and is a predicted model, not a curated record. Gene Ontology annotation, molecular function: ubiquitin binding. The transcript has a single exon. Lineage: Eukaryota; Metazoa; Chordata; Aves; Passeriformes; Passeridae. The coding region runs from base 1 to 870 and encodes 289 amino acids.